AUGCAGGUGGCUACUUCAACUAGGUCGUCCAAUUCAAAAGACGACCGUCCUUACAAAUGCACGAUGUGUGAUAAAUCCUUCCAUCGUUUAGAACACCAAACGAGGCACAUCAGAACCCAUACAGGUGAAAAGCCUCACAAAUGUACCUUCGAGGGAUGUCCAAAGAGGUUCUCUAGAUCAGAUGAAUUAACCAGACAUUUGAGAAUCCAUACCAAUCCAACAGUAAGGAAGAAGAGGAAACCAAGAAAAACCAAAUUGCAAAUGCAAGAGGAACGUAUGAGACUGCAAAGGGAAAAGGAACUUAAAGAACUAGAAAAUCAGCGACAAAGACUACAGGUGGAACAGCAGGAAAGGGAUUUACAACAGCAGCAUUAUCCUCAAAUAAUGCUCAACAAUGAAAAGGUGUCUCCAAUGUCCCUACCUCCAAUUCUUAGUACCAACCAUCAGCUGAAUGCAUCAAAACCAUUAUUAGUGAGAAACUUGAGUGCUAAUUCUUUGCCAUCAUAUUAUCCACAGCCUUCACUUCAGGUUCCCUCAAAUACCCAAAUGCCCCCAGUUCCACCCUCUUUAAUUUCCCCAUAUUCGGCUAGUCAAUCUUUGAAUAAAUCAUUUUCCUCAUCCAGAACAAACAGCACAAACUCAUUGGCUUCUCUGGAUUCUUCCUUUGGCGCUUCAUCAAGCACUACUACGUUGUCCUCCUUCAAUAACAAAUCAUUCAUGCCUUUGUCAAGGUACGGCUCGUUCUCAAGGUUGAGUAACACUCCUUAUAAUUCAACAUUCUCAUUAUCUACAAUGCUGAAUAGCACACCUUCAUCUCUCUCAAUUUCUGAUGAACGUCCAACAAAAAGAUCAAGACCCAAUUCUCCUAAAAAUUCGUCCCUUCGUCCCAUGUUUCAUGUAUCUUCGCCUUCUUCAACACCAAUUUCAACGCCUCAUCAUUCACCAAAGUUGAACCCUCAAAAUACCACUACCAAUAAUAAGACGGUAUUACCAUCUAUCAAAUCUAUCAUUAAUAAUGAUGAUUUUGGUAACUAUAUGAAUCACACUCUCUCCUCGAGAAAUCUGAUGAUUCCUAACGUUGCUACUUCAAAUGAUGAAACAGUGAAAAAUAUACUAAAUAGAGGCAUGUCUCAUGAUAUGCUCUCUCUGAGAAGAUGA
Molecule: messenger RNA, 1158 nt
Organism: Pichia kudriavzevii
Lineage: Eukaryota; Fungi; Ascomycota; Pichiomycetes; Pichiales; Pichiaceae
Exons: 1
Coding region: 1-1158 (385 amino acids)
Cellular component (GO): cytoplasm; nucleus
Molecular function (GO): RNA polymerase II cis-regulatory region sequence-specific DNA binding
Source: RefSeq, a predicted model, not a curated record